Molecule: messenger RNA, 435 nt
Organism: Hansenula ciferrii
Lineage: Eukaryota; Fungi; Ascomycota; Saccharomycetes; Phaffomycetales; Wickerhamomycetaceae
Gene: DAL3
Product: ureidoglycolate hydrolase
Exons: 1
Coding region: 1-435 (144 amino acids)
Biological process (GO): allantoin catabolic process
Molecular function (GO): ureidoglycolate lyase activity; ureidoglycolate hydrolase activity
Source: RefSeq, a predicted model, not a curated record
AUGGUGCUCAAGACUUAUAACACAAAAGGCAAGCCAAGUGUGGUAACAAAGCCAUUAACACCAGAAGCAUUCAAAGAUUAUGGUACAAUCAUUUCGGCGGACCAUCAAAUUGGAUCAGUUGAACAAUCAAGUGCAAAUUAUGGUACAGCUAUAAAAGUUCAUAAAGUAUCCAAAAUUGAAAAUAAUUCAAAUUUAGCACCAUCCAAAAAUAUUGCAAGAGCAAAUUGGAAUAUUUUUAGAUGUUCACCACCGACUCAUUUAUUUUCUAAAAAUGAAGACCAGGAUAUAGUUUAUCGUUCAAAAGUUUUAGAAAGACAUCCUUUUAGUACACAAACUUUCUUGCCAAUGGGUGCUUCCAAAGAUUUAAAUGCUUACAUUGUGAUAUGUGCAAAAUCUAAACCAGGUAUGUGUAAUGGUUUGUUUUUGAUGAUUUAA